Molecule: messenger RNA, 2929 nt
Organism: Pogonomyrmex barbatus (red harvester ant)
Lineage: Eukaryota; Metazoa; Arthropoda; Insecta; Hymenoptera; Formicidae
Product: solute carrier family 15 member 1
Biological process (GO): transmembrane transport; oligopeptide transport
Cellular component (GO): membrane
Molecular function (GO): transmembrane transporter activity
Source: RefSeq, a predicted model, not a curated record
GUUUGAAACAACGAAUUUAUCAUCGAUGCGGUAAUACGAUGCACAGAUGCGCGAGUGUACAUUUUUAAAAACCAAGUACAUACUAGACCUCGUUUUAAUAGAUAAGAUGAGAAGCGAUAGAAUGGAUGCUUUGUGUUAUAUUCGAAAAGGCGAACCAGUGUCCGAGUUAUCGUCGUGAGAAUAAGCUGAACGACGGAGAAUCGGUGAAAAUGGACACAUCGGGCCCGUCGAAGAGAAAAAAUUUCGAAAAUGAGAUCCGAGAUCACCCACAUAAUCAGAAAGAUGAUAUCGAAGAGCAAGAAGAGAAGCUGAAAUAUCCCAAAUCGGUAUUCUUCAUCGUCAGCAAUGAAUUCUGCGAGAGAUUUUCUUUCUAUGGAAUGCGCACCGUCCUAUCGCUGUACCUGUUCAACAUGCUGAAAUAUAGUGAAGAUACAUCAACAAUAAUCUAUCAUGUCUUCACUUGUUUCGUCUACUUCUUCCCACUAGUUGGUGCGAUCAUAUCAGAUUCAUGGCUUGGAAAGUUCAGAACUAUUUUUUACUUGAGCAUUAUUUACGCAAUUGGACAAAUAAUUUUAUCCUUAAGUGCAGCACCUUUUGGAUUGCCUGCAAGAGAAUUUUCCAUGAUAGGUUUAUUCCUAAUAGCAUUUGGAACAGGCGGGAUAAAACCUUGCGUGGCGGCUUUCGGAGGCGAUCAAUUUGUAAUACCUCAGCAGGAAAAACAAUUGGCAAUGUUCUUCUCUCUUUUCUAUUUUUCCAUUAACACAGGCUCUCUAAUCUCCACUUUGCUAACUCCGGUGAUCCGUGAAACAAAAUGCUUUAACGACGAUUGCUACUUUGUGGCAUUUUUAGUGCCAGCCGUUUUGAUGAUUACAUCAAUCGUGAUAUUUGUUUUGGGAAAAAGAUUAUAUAAAAUGAUCAAUCCCACGGGCAAUCUCAUCAUCAAGGUUUCCAAAUGCGUUUGUCAUGCAAUCGGCAAUAAAAUCAAUGGUAAAGGAAGAAAACGUGAUCAUUGGCUCGACUAUGCUGAUGAUGAUUACGAUAGCAAGUUGAUCGAAGAUAUUAAAGUCUCACUAGAAGUUUUGAAAAUGUUCGUACCACUACCAAUAUUUUGGGCACUUUAUGAUCAGCAAGGAUCUCAAUGGACAUUUCAAGCAACACGGAUGGAUGGUCAGAUAGGCAGUUUUACACUGUUACCCGAUCAGUUGCAAGCUGUCAAUCCGCUGUUAAUCAUCAUCUUUAUACCAAUCUUUGAGACUUGUAUCUAUCCAUUUUUCGCCAAGAUACACAUCAUCGAUACACCUUUGAAGAAGCUUGUUGUCGGCGGAUUCUUAGCCAGUGUUGCUUUCAUCGCGGCCGGUAUUGUGGAAAUAGAAAUCAUGAAAUUAUUGCCACCAUUACCGACAAAUGGAUCCGCUCAAAUCCGAAUUUUCAAUACAAUGAAUUGUAGCGUGGGUCUAGAUAUAAAAAACCAAAAUAUUACAAAAAUAAACGCAUUAAGUAUGGAAUUUUUAGAAGUGAAAGCAAAUAAAUCUGUUACAAUAUCCUGCAUAGCAAAUCUUCAAGAGUGCAAUAAUAUGGGCUAUACCGAUUUGAUAACAGAUAUCAAAGAAAUUACGGCAGAGGAGGCCACCGCAACGUCUUGGGUUAUAACGCCUCGGGGAUUACAAUUAAGCUAUAAAGAUUCAGUGGACACACCAGACAAGGGUAAACCAAUGAUCCGCAGUCUCAUCUAUCUAGCACCCGAAUUCAAUAAUGUCAAUUUGACAGUACGUUAUAAAAAUACUCCAAUAGUAUCAAUUCCGAUUACUAGUUUAAGAUCGGAACCACAGAAAAUCGAAAGUCCAGGUGAAUACGAUGUCUAUCUGAACGAAAAUCUGCUGGACAAUAAUGUGCCUUUCAAACUUGGUGGGUUAUACACCGUAGUAGGUGCUCACGUACCCAAUAUAAAGACUGCCGGCAAAACGAUCAUGGUCAGGCCACCCAAUAAAUUGCACAUGGCUUGGAUGUUGCCACAAUAUAUUAUCAUUACAAUGGCCGAGGUAAUGUUUUCGGUGACGGGCUUACACUUUGCUUUCUCUCAGGCUCCGGUGAGCAUGAAAUCCCUGUUGCAAGCAGGUUGGUUGCUGAGCGUGGCUUUCGGCAAUCUAAUCGUGGUGAUCAUAAAGGGUUCGCGUCCCUUCAAGGAACAGGUUUACGAAAUUUUUUUGUAUGCGGGUUUAAUGGCGAUAGUUAUAACUAUAUUUGCUAUAAUGACUAUCUUCUACAAAUAUGUGGAAAUACCAGAGGAGGAAGAUCCUGAUGGAGCCAUACCUUUGGACAGGAAAAAUGGAAAUGUCAAUCCAGCCUAUAAAGAGGAUGAAAAAUGACAAUGAGAGAUGAUCGAGUGAGAAAUAAUAAUUUUCACGUGUUUUUUUAUUCGAACAAUAAGAACACGUGGCUUGUUAAAAUGUAAGAGAUAUUACUGCUUGUACAUCGAGGAUGUGUUCAUUUUUAUUGAACAUUUAUUAGCCUCGAACGGCAAGGUAAUAGGAACUUUAUUCCCUCAUAUAAAAACUUACUUUUUUCUCUUUGUUUUUCAACCAAAGAGUUUAUGGCAGACUGAAAAAAUACAUUCCGCCGAAUAGCAUUUAUAAUGCAUUUCUACUGUACAAAAGUGAAUAGAAAUCUGUAGAGUAAGAAAUGAAAUAUCCUAUAUUUUGAAAUGACAUUUAAAACUUUAACAAUUGUAAAUAAGAUAAUAGUUUUUUUUUCUUAAUAGUUUUUAUAUUUUAAAAUUAUAGCACGAUAUUAUAUUAGCAAAUUAUUAAAAUUGUACAAAUGUGAUGAAUGACAGAAAAUUAGCUCAACUGUAUAAAAUUUAAUUAUAAAAUUAUAGGAAUUUUAGAAAUUAAUUGUUGUGAAUGAGAAGUUUUAUAAGCGAACAAAAAAA